Messenger RNA from Chelmon rostratus (copperband butterflyfish), 1216 nucleotides. RefSeq names its product protein LEG1 homolog. Bases 19 to 1173 code for a protein of 384 amino acids. The transcript is spliced from 9 exons. The record is from RefSeq and is a predicted model, not a curated record. NCBI's taxonomy places the organism in Eukaryota, Metazoa, Chordata, Actinopteri, Chaetodontiformes, Chaetodontidae.
GUGCGCUCCCGGUGCCUAAUGCGGAUUAAUUUCCUGUUUCCGGUUAGACGCAAUUUGGAGAAAGAAUCGAGUGCUCGAGUCUUCCCUUAUUGUCCAGUCAUGCUGCGUACGACAGUCCUCGGCAUCCUCCUGGCAUGUGGAGUGUCUCUCAGCAUUUCUGCAGUCGUUCUGGAAAAUGGCUUGCCCAUCCUGUGGGCGCAAACGGCCACACAAGUGAACGACCUGCCGAUACAGAACGGGAUCCUGGCUCCCGACCCCUGGAACUUCCUUCACCGCAUGAGUCUCUACCGCCUGAUGAUAACUGCUACAGACCCGUUUAUGGGCUCCAUGGGGACAAGUGCCACAGACAGUCCUUUGUGGGGACUGCCACUGCAGCUUGGAUGGAUGCUAACUUCAGGGCGUCUCGCUGACCCAACUGGUACUACAACCUGCGGCCUGCAAACAGGAGAUGCUAUGUGUAUUUCUACUCAGAGCUGGUGGGGCUGUGUAAACUACUUUGUCUCUGCACUGCCCUUCCUGUCUGCCGCACAGCAGGGUUUCAUGGGAGCGGGCGUUCAGGUCCAGAUGCAGGUGCCCGAAGGUGUAAUGGACUAUUGCACCACAUAUGCUGACUGUGCUGCUAGCUACCCUGAUGCCAUGUCUAAGUGGGAUGCCUUUUUUCAGGGACUCAAGUCUGCAGCUGAGUCUCCCCUCCCUGAUGAUGAGAAGAAAGAUGCUCUCCUCGGUCUCUACUGGGAGGCCCAAAUGGCUUCAACUAAUGCCCCUGCUGCAUGCAACACCAGGCAGAGCCACUACCCCUCGACAGAGGUGUCAUUUGCAAACAACUGGCUGAACUCAGCAGAGUAUGUUGCAGCAGCACAUUUCCACUCCAAUCUGGAAAAAUCUGUCAUGUUCAUGACUCCUCUGCCCGGCCGAGUUUUAAAGGCAGACGACAGCGUGCCUAACAUCCCUGAUCUGAGUCAGGAGGAGAACCACACACUGUAUAUCUUCUCUUGGAUGAAUAACAUUAACUCAAUGCUGGGUGGGACGCUGGUGCGUCUGUGGAAAAAAGCCAUGUGUUCAGUGAGCACGAGAGAGAAAGGCCGAGAGAUGCUGGAGCAGCUUAUGCUGAAUCCCAGCUUCGCCACCAACACGUUCCUGUCCAUCGUGAACGGAAUGACGACGAGCUGCUGAGGAUCACUUUCGUAUUACUCACAGGGAGGAUCCACUGAGAAGA